Molecule: messenger RNA, 498 nt
Organism: Parnassius apollo (apollo)
Lineage: Eukaryota; Metazoa; Arthropoda; Insecta; Lepidoptera; Papilionidae
Source: the annotation of a GenBank genome assembly
AUGGUUCAGAAGCUGGUUAUUUUAUCUGGACUCAUUUUAUCUGCUGCUUGCAUGGUGCUGCACCAGGCGCCGUUACCGGAGUACUUUCCAAUCCGGUAUGAAGAGCAGCCAACAAACUACGACUUCGCUUACGAAGUCAACGACCCUCACACCGGAGACUUCAAACGCCAGCAGGAGAGUCGUAGAGGUGGCAUUGUGUUAGGCCAGUACUCUCUACUGCAACCUGAUGGUGUAACAAGAAUUGUCAACUAUAGAGCAGAUGAUCAUAACGGGUUUAAAGCAGUGGUGAACAACGAGCGUAGUCCUAAGAACGCGCCUUCUAACAGACAAGGUGAGAACGACAGUGAAGCUUCUGAAAGGCAGGCCAAUGACAGGCCUCAGGUGGAGGAAUCUCGGCAGACCCCUAAUGACCAGCAGGCGACUCCUACACCCUUGACUAUUUCACAUACUUCACUUAUCCAUAGGGCAUAUUUAAACGCUAAAAAUCCUUGGAUAUAA